Plectropomus leopardus (leopard coralgrouper) is the source of this 2189-nucleotide messenger RNA. RefSeq names its product kaptin (actin binding protein) (gene kptn). Gene Ontology annotation, biological process: cellular response to amino acid starvation; negative regulation of TORC1 signaling; actin filament organization. Gene Ontology annotation, cellular component: actin cytoskeleton; KICSTOR complex; lamellipodium. Lineage: Eukaryota; Metazoa; Chordata; Actinopteri; Perciformes; Serranidae. The record is from RefSeq and is a predicted model, not a curated record. Gene Ontology annotation, molecular function: actin filament binding.
GUCUGCUGAAGACGCUUAGCCAGGAAUAUACAGCACACCUCGAAUUUCUUUCCACAAAUAAAGUCGUUAUCACUGAAUAAAGCGUUACAUCUUAGUUACCUAGCCGUCGUUAGUGUUAGCUUAAUUUUGAAAUGAAUGACCGGAAAUUCAUUUUCUCAUUUGAGCUUAUUUAAACUGAGCUUGAAUGCAGUUGGAGACCACAGCAGCCACAGAACAUGAGCAGUUGUAACACUUUCUCAUCAUAUCAGUGAGCUGAGUUUCAUACCUCAGGAUGCUCCGGGAGUCGUACCCGUUCGUGGAGGACAGCUUCAGCCGCUUCCCGUCGCAGAGCAACAUGUACGGGCUGUGUCAGGCCGGCCAGCAGGAGCUGUUAGCCGCCACGCUCAAAGGGAAGGUGGUGUGUUUCAGAUACCAGGACCUGCAGCACAAGAUCAGACCUGUGGCCAAGGAGGUCCAGUUCACCUACAUCCCAGUGGAUGCAGAGAUUGUGUCGAUUGACGCCUUCAACAAGUCUGCACCCAAAAGAGGUCUGGUGGUGGGCAUCACGUUCGUUAAGGACUCGGGUGACAAAGCAACACCGUUCCUGAAUAUCUACUGUGACUAUGAGCCUGGCUCAGAGUUCAACCUCGAGUCUAUUGCACAGAGCUGCCUGAACCUGGAGCUGCAGUUUACACCCUUCCAGCUCUACCACACAGAAGUGCAGUGUGACGAAGGAGGAAGCGAGACGGUGUUCCUGCUCAGUGGUCAUGACCAGAGGAUCCACCUGUACAAGGAGAACGCCUCUCUGCACCAGUUUGAAGAGCAGCCAGUGGAGAGACUCUUCCCUGAACUCCAACAACUGCCCAGCAAUGUGCUGUGGUUGGAUAUGUUGAGUAUCGCUGAUGACCGGCGACUCUCAGCGUUUGGCUGUCAGAAUGGCUGUGUUGGACUGGCCCUGGUCAACCAGACAGGACCAGAGGUUUUACAGAGCUGGCGGUUCCAGUUUGACAGUCCGAUCUCCUCAGUGCUGCUGUUCCCUCUCAGAUGCCAGACUGAGCCUGACCAGCCCAGUGGAGACAAAGGUGCAGGGACAGAAGGCUACAACCUCCUGGUAACCAGCACUAUAGAGAUGGCAGUUGUGUACAGAGACGUUCAGGAACAGGGCCUGUCUCACUCUGUAUGUCUCUCAGAGAGUGACCAGUGGGACGCAGUGCUGUGUGCUCUGGUCAUUGACCUGGAUUUUGACGGGCAGAAGGAGGUGCUGCUGGGAACAUAUGGGCAGGAACUUCUUUGUUACAAAUUCCAGCCGACGGGGAGAAGACGAGAUGGACAGUUUCAGCUGCAGUGGAGGCGGAGCUUCAAGAGUCCUCUGCUGUCUAUCAUCUACAUAGACCUGACUGGGGAUGGUUUGAGGGAGCUGGCUGUCCUCACACUGAAGGGACUGCAUAUCUUACAGCACACUCUAACUAGCACUGCUGAUUUGGUCAUUGAGCGGCUCGCCCUGAGGGUGUCAGCUCUGACAGCCGGCUCUGAGCUGGACUCAACUGAAGCUCAGGACACUGCGGAGAGAGAUGCUCCAGUGAAGAAAGAGGAGUGGACAACAGCAACUUAAGAGAAACUGUGUGUGUUUUUUUAGAGCCCGACUGAUACUGGACUUUUGGGAUUGAUACUGAUAUCAGGGAGUAAAAAGUUCCGAUAUUGAUAUAUCGGCUGAUAUUAUCUAUAUGCAAUCAUGUGGUACAAAUAUCCCGCAGAUAUGUUCAGAUACUUAUGAGAAAGAUAUGCACUGAAGGCAGGACAUUUUAGUUUAUCAAUAAACGUUAAUAUCAAAAAUGACAGUGGACUGAAACAGUAAACUUCAUAGAGAAUUUGAUAACUCUAAAUUACUCUAUAUACAGCUAUAUCUGUAAAGGGGAAUAUCUGCAGAUAAAAUCAGCUGACUGAUGUAUGGGUUGGGCUCUAUGUAUGGGUCCUGAUGGGUCAGAAAAAAACUGACUUACAGGUGUAACGUGAAAGAUUUUCUCAGGGGUGUUUAUGACUGAACAGUUACAAACAUCACAUUAGCCUCCUGAAACAGUGACACUGCUCUGUGAUGGAUUUCUGACUAGAGAUGACAGUAAAAUAAACUGACUGAAAAGCUCAUAUUGAAGAUGUGAGCUGCUUUAAACACUGCACAGUUGUUUGCAGAUAAUAAAUCACAUUAAACUAAA